Molecule: messenger RNA, 882 nt
Organism: Entrophospora candida
Lineage: Eukaryota; Fungi; Glomeromycota; Glomeromycetes; Entrophosporales; Entrophosporaceae
Source: the annotation of a GenBank genome assembly
AUGGGAGAACUUGAACCUUGGAUGGAUGAUAAUUAUGUUCGUCAAAUAUGGUAUCAAUAUGGAGAAAAUGUUAAUUUUUUAAGUAAUGCAGCAGCAGUUAAAGCUUUGGCCAGUUUAAAUGGUACGUCAAUUCCUGGCACUAAUAGAAUUUUUAAGUUAAAUUGGGCGUUUGGUGGUGGUUUGGCUGAUAAAAAAGAUGAUCGUAUUCCAGAAUUUUCAAUAUUUGUUGGUGAUUUAGGGCCUGAUGUUAAUGAAUGGAUAUUAAUGACUGUUUUCUAUCAACGUUAUCCAAGUUGUAAAUCUGCUAAAAUAAUGACGGAUCCAAUGACAGGAAUUUCUCGCGGAUAUGGAUUUGUUCGUUUUGGAGAAGAAAUUGAACAACAACGAGCUCUUAUAGAAAUGCAAGGAGCAUUUUGCGGAAAUCGUCCAAUGCGAAUCUCUACAGCAAUUCCUAAAAAUAAACUUUUUUUCCAAGGUAAUCCAAGAGUAAGAAUGCCAUGGGGUAGAAUACAAAAUGAUAAAACAGCUCCAAAUUAUCGACCUCAACUAUACAAUUCUUUAAAUAAUGACAAUGAUAAUGGAGGUUAUUUGCCAAAUACAAUUACCAAUACUAACACAACCGGAGCAAAUUCUAUUAUCAAUGGAAAUAGUAAUGGUGGUGGUGGUAAUGCUACUGUCAUGAAUAUUACAUUAUCGUCACAAUUAUUAAAUAAUAAUAGUAUAACAAUGAUGAUGACGACGAUGGAUCCUUUGGAGCCAAUUCCAGUUCAACAUAUGAAUGAACUUUUUAUUUCUAGUAAAGAAGCAUUAAUUGAAAGAAUGGAAAUUUAUACUAGUACUAGUAAUAAUUGGUCAGAUAAUGUGUUUAUGCUUAAUGACUAA